GCAGCAGCAGCGUGUGUGUGUGUGUGUGUGUGUGUUUCACUGCAGUUGUCAUGUGGAGACCUGGGCAGAUUAUUGGCAGUGAUUCCUCCUAAACAACCAGAGAAGAUCAUCUGAUUGUGGGUCAGUGUGUGUAUGUGUGUGUGUGUGAAUUUGUAUGUUUGUUUGUGUUUCUGUGUGUGUGUGUCAGAAGAUCAAACACUCUGGUGACAAGCAUACGAACAACAUUUCCUUUAACAACUCAACAAAACAUUGUAGGCAGGUCUACAGUUACAGUGUUCAAUGUUUUAUCUUGUCAUAAGACAGAUGUUUCUAUCAGAACCAAAGGGGGGCAGCAGUGGACCAGCAGAUCCAACCAAUCACAAGCCAGAUCUCAACCACGAUGCUGCAGCUGUACAAAGUCACUGAAGCCCUGUGUAUCAGUAAUGCCCGCUCUGCUUGCAGUGCCCAGCUCCUCCAGCAGGAGGCAGUGACGUUGUGCAUUAAUGUUUCAAGACAGCAGCCUUUCCCCGCCGACGCUCACGUCACCAAGCUGCGGAUUGCGGUCUAUGACGACCCCAGUGAAGACCUGUACGCCCACUUCGACACCUGCGCCGACGCCAUCCAGGCUGAAGUUCGUCACGGUGGGCGGAGCCUCGUCUACUGCAAGAACGGACGCAGCCGCUCAGCUUCCAUCUGCAUAGCCUUCCUGAUGAAGCAGCACAAACUGAAGCUGAAGGAGGCGCUACAGGAAGUGAAGUCAGCUCGUCAUGUGAUCGACCCCAACCCCGGGUUCCUGUCUCAGCUGCAGACGUACGAGGAGGAACUGGAGAGACGACGAGCCCGGGCUGAGGAGAUCUCUGGUCUCCAACGUCCUGCAGCUGAAGUCCCCAACAACACUCGCACUUAGACUAGCAUUUAGCUGCUGUUAGCAACUAAUUACUGUAAGCAACUGCUGUUGCAGCAACAAGGAACCAGUGUUAGCUGGAGAACUGUUAGCAUGUGAUGAACUGUUAGCUUCAUGAGCAGCAGAUGAACAUAGUGAAACAGUUGGAUUAAGAAGCUACAACAGCCACAACACAGUUAGCAGUUAGCAGUUAGGAUUGCGGCGUACUGCUGUAGCAGCUGUUAGCUGUUAGCGAGCUGUGCUAACAUGUAGAUAACUAUGUGCUAAUGGACUCUGGGCGUGUCGCCACAGUCGACUACAUUUUUAAGGAAGGUGGAAAUGUUUGUUGUGAUCGUGAAUAAAGACAGUGAGCGAACGUUGUGGGUGAGACGACCUUUAUUGACUCGAGUGUGAAACAUCUCAGGGGGUUCUGAGAACUUCAUCUCAGAGAACCAGAUCCAGGCGGAUCAGGGACCGGGAACCCUCGGUUGAGGACCAUGACUUUUGUCCCACUCUUCACGCACGCGGUUGAUCCACUCGUUGUAGUUGGACACCUUGGUGUAGAUG
This is a messenger RNA of Cynoglossus semilaevis (tongue sole), 1429 nucleotides long. It is a transcript of the gene dusp28, whose product is annotated as dual specificity phosphatase 28. The record is from RefSeq and is a predicted model, not a curated record. Lineage: Eukaryota; Metazoa; Chordata; Actinopteri; Pleuronectiformes; Cynoglossidae. Gene Ontology annotation, biological process: protein dephosphorylation. The transcript has 3 exons. Gene Ontology annotation, cellular component: cytoplasm. The coding region runs from base 380 to 886 and encodes 168 amino acids.